ACUUAUCCAGACGGAGAGCAGGAGCAGAGAGAGAGAGAGAGAGAGAGAGAAAGGGGGAGAGAGGGAGGGAGAGAGAGAGGCUCUGUAAGUGGGGGUGAGACUUGAGAAAUAGGAGGAGCUUCUGAACGACUAAAAAUGUCAAUCACAAAAAGGAGUUCCAAUAAUCUAAAGCAAUCUGUAAGGACCUGACCUUAGUCCAUUCAGAUCAAUAGGGAAGUAAGGGAGGAAAGCGCAAUCGGAUCGUUUACACUGGCUCUUUCGGAGGAAAUAUAGACUUCCCUGACACUUUGUACUCACUGUAAAGUGGAUAUCGUGGUGCGCACCAAGAGGGCGAUUCGCCGCUUUUUGUGACUCCAGUAGACUUUCUCCACAACAAUGUCUUUCCCACAGCUGGGAUAUCAGUACAUCCGACCCAUAUACCCGCAGGACAGGCAGGGGAUAGGCAGUGCCCGAGCCGGGACAGACCUGAGCCCGUCCGGAGCGCUCUCUAAUGUUCUCUCCACUAUGUACGGAUCACCUUUCGCUGCCGCACAAAGCUAUGGAGCUUUUCUUCCUUAUUCAAAUGAUCUGUCCAUUUUCAACCAGCUGGGGGCACAGUACGAACUGAAGGACAGUCCGGGCGUCCAGCAUCCUGGAUUUGCCCACCAUCAUCCAGCUUUUUACCCAUAUGGUCAGUACCAGUUCGGAGACCCUUCCAGACCCAAAAAUGCCACCAGGGAGAGCACCAGCACGCUCAAGGCCUGGUUAAGUGAGCACCGGAAAAACCCGUACCCUACCAAAGGCGAGAAGAUUAUGCUGGCCAUUAUCACCAAAAUGACCCUCACUCAAGUGUCCACCUGGUUCGCCAACGCCAGGAGGAGGCUAAAGAAGGAGAACAAGAUGACCUGGGCCCCACGGAGUCGGACGGACGAAGAAGGAAAUGUUUACAACAGCGAUCACGAGGGAGAGGACGGCGACAAACGCGAGGAUGAGGAGGAAAUCGAUUUGGAAAAUAUUGACACGGAGAAUAUUGAGAAUAAGGACGAUUUAGACGAGCAGGACGAGCUGCAUUCUGAUUUGAAACUGGAUGGCAGGAGCGACUCUGAAAUUUCAGACGGCUAUGAGGAUUUACAAGGACCGGAGCAAAGGUUGUUCAAAGCGAUGGUGAAAGACGGCAAAGAGAUUCACGGCGACCGCGCAGAGCACUUUCACCAUCACAGUCAUCAUCAUCAUCACCACCACCACAACAACUUAGAACAGGCCAACAGCGAGCCGGUCAAACUCAACCAGGCCAUCAUCAACUCUCCGCCCUCAGAAAACAACCCACCUCCGGCUCCAAAACCUAAGAUCUGGUCUUUGGCAGAGACUGCCACAACUCCAGACAAUCCACGAAAAUCUCCUCUGAUGAACGGGACUUCCGCUGCGUCCGCCGCUCAGACCAUCAUCACUCCUCACAGACUCCUUUCGUGUCCCGUAGGGAAAAUCCAGAGCUGGACAAAUCGGGGUUUCACCGCACACCAGCUCGCCUUGCUGAACUCAAACCACUACUUAGGACUCAGUAACCAGGCUUCGGCGAAUGGCCUUGCCCUGUACAGCAGACAAGCAGAGGACAGGAGUCAAAACUCCGAGUCCACAGUCACAGAAAGAUCUAGUGCCUUGGAAGCAGAGAAAAAGUUGUUAAAAACAGCCUUCCAUCCUGUUCAAAGACGGCCCCAGAACCAACUCGAAGCUGCCAUGGUAUUAUCCGCCCUCUCGUCCUCGUAGGCUUUUCUCUCUUUUUUGUUUACUUCUCAUGUUAACCUGUGUAAGGAAUGUAAAAUAAAAAUAACUCACUUCUGUAUACUUACAUUGUAAGCAUGUCCUGUGUACAAUGGCUGAUGUUAAUGCUGUCAGGCCAAGUAGUCUGUGAGUCCCAUUUUCUUUUGUAAGCUCUGUGAGGAUUUGAUGUUGAAAUGUUUUGUAUAUAACGUAAAGAAAAUGUAUAUACUUGUGAUCCGAAAUUGUACAAGAAAGUCUAUAUUUUGGCUAAUAAAUGAACCGCUGCAACUUUACAGUCACUUUUCCUUUUUUUAAAAAACGACUAAAAAAAAAAAACAAUGGAGGAGUGCUAAUAUUGU
Onychostoma macrolepis is the source of this 2096-nucleotide messenger RNA. RefSeq names its product iroquois homeobox 3a (gene irx3a). NCBI's taxonomy places the organism in Eukaryota, Metazoa, Chordata, Actinopteri, Cypriniformes, Cyprinidae. Gene Ontology annotation, molecular function: DNA-binding transcription factor activity, RNA polymerase II-specific; RNA polymerase II cis-regulatory region sequence-specific DNA binding. Gene Ontology annotation, cellular component: nucleus. The transcript is spliced from 4 exons. The coding region runs from base 376 to 1743 and encodes 455 amino acids. The record is from RefSeq and is a predicted model, not a curated record. Gene Ontology annotation, biological process: neuron differentiation; cell development; regulation of transcription by RNA polymerase II.